AUGCCAGACUCUGACGCAACCUACUCUCCGUCUCACAGCGAGGAUUACGAGAGAAUCGAGCAUGGUGCAUCAGCUCCACCACCACAACCAGAAGAAGAGCGCCAGUUUCUGGUGUUCGAGAGCUGCCUAAGGGAGCUUUUCAAGACGUGCCAAGAGUGCUCAAGACUGUGCCAAACAACGAUCGAAACUACCGGCACACUGAUCACAGUCUACAGCAUCUGCCCUGUGGAGCACGUGCGCACAUGGAAAAGCCAGCCCAUCGUCAACGGCAGACCAGCAGGGAACAUACUGCUGACCAGCCACCUGGUCUUCUCUGGAGUGAAGAUUGCCCCUAAGCUGCGGAUGCUACGCCAUAUGAACGUGCAGGUCAUCUCCGACUCGAGCUUCUACGAGCAUCGGAAGGCCUUCGCUCUACCUGCAAUCCACAAGGUCUGGCUGCAAGAGUAA
Messenger RNA from Ixodes scapularis (black-legged tick), 447 nucleotides. RefSeq lists its product as uncharacterized. The transcript has 3 exons. The coding region runs from base 1 to 447 and encodes 148 amino acids. Lineage: Eukaryota; Metazoa; Arthropoda; Arachnida; Ixodida; Ixodidae. The record is from RefSeq and is a predicted model, not a curated record.